Lagopus muta (rock ptarmigan) is the source of this 4304-nucleotide messenger RNA. It is a transcript of the gene RECQL, whose product is annotated as RecQ like helicase. Lineage: Eukaryota; Metazoa; Chordata; Aves; Galliformes; Phasianidae. Gene Ontology annotation, biological process: double-strand break repair via homologous recombination. The record is from RefSeq and is a predicted model, not a curated record. The coding region runs from base 168 to 2153 and encodes 661 amino acids. The transcript has 15 exons. Gene Ontology annotation, molecular function: four-way junction helicase activity; ATP binding; 3'-5' DNA helicase activity. Gene Ontology annotation, cellular component: cytoplasm; chromosome.
GCUGCGGUUCCGUCACGGGCCUCGGGAGCUGCGGGACUCGCUACGCUGAGGUGGGCGCUGCCCGCGUGUCUGCGGAAUGCUCUGCCCGCAGGUGGUGCACGCUUUUCCCUUGACAGUUACUUGGUUAAGUAAAUUCUCCUGAGGAUAGCCCUCUGUAUUCUCUAGAGAUGACAGCUGUGGAAGUGCUAGAGGAUGAAUUGCUUUCCAUUGAAAAUGAGCUGCAGGCAGUGGAGAUGCAGAUUCAGGAGCUGCUGGAUAAACAGCAAGAACUCAUUCAAAAGAAGAUGACGUUGAAAAAGCUGAUAAAACAGUCCUCGGGAGAGUCAGCAGCAGGGGGAAGUAAAGAGACCGAAACCUCAGUUGAGGCGUGGAACAAAACAGAUUUUCCAUGGUAUGAGAAGAUAAAAACCGCACUGCAAAACAAGUUUAAACUCCAGAAGUUUAGAUCCUUGCAACUUGAAACAGUAAAUGCUACAAUGGCAGGAAAGGAUAUAUUUCUUGUCAUGCCUACAGGUGGCGGGAAGAGCCUCUGUUAUCAGUUGCCUGCUGUCUGUUCUGAUGGUUUUACACUUGUGAUAUGUCCUUUGAUAUCACUUAUGGAAGAUCAGCUCAUGGUUUUGGAACAGCUUGGCAUUUCUGCAACUUUAUUAAAUGCUUCAAGCAGUAAGGAACAUGUGAAGUGGGUUCAUACGCAGAUGCUAGACAGAAAUUCACAACUGAAGCUCCUUUAUGUGACCCCAGAGAAGAUUGCAAAGAGCAAAAUGUUCAUGUCAAAGCUAGAGAAAGCUUAUCAAGCAGGAUGUCUUGCUCGCAUUGCUGUAGAUGAGGUCCACUGUUGCAGUCAGUGGGGCCAUGACUUCAGACCAGACUACAAAUCCCUUGGUAUCUUGAAAAGACAGUUUCCCCUUGCUCCCUUGAUUGGAUUAACUGCAACUGCUACAAAUCAUGUUUUAAAGGAUGCUCAGAAUAUUUUACACAUUUGGAAAUGCAUUACCUUUACUGCGUCUUUCAACCGGCCUAAUCUUUACUAUGAGGUUCGGCAUAAACCUUCAAAUAAUGAAGAUUUCAUUGAGGACAUUGUUAAGAUCAUUAAUGGAAGAUACAAAGGGCUCUCAGGAAUUGUUUACUGUUUUUCUCAGAAGGACUCUGAACAAGUUACCAUCAGUUUGCAGAAACUAGGAAUAAAGGCAGGAACUUACCAUGCAAACAUGGAUGCUAAAUAUAAGACCAAAGUUCAUAAAGGAUGGGCAGCAAAUCAAAUUCAGGUUGUAGUGGCAACUGUUGCUUUCGGCAUGGGAAUUGAUAAACCUGAUGUGAGGUUUGUAAUUCAUCAUUCAAUGAGCAAGUCAAUGGAGAAUUACUACCAAGAGAGCGGACGUGCAGGUAGGGAUGACCAAAAAGCUGACUGCAUCUUGUAUUAUGGUUUUGGAGAUAUAUUCAGAAUCAGCUCAAUGGUAGUGAUGGAAAAUGUGGGGCAAGAGAAGCUGUAUGAUAUGGUGUCUUACUGCCAGAAUACGAGCAAGUGCCGCCGGGUGCUCAUAGCCCGUCAUUUUGAUGAAGUAUGGGAGUCUGCAAGUUGCAACAGAAUGUGUGAUAACUGCUGUAGAGAAAACUCACUUGAGCAAAAGGAUAUCACAGAAUACUGCAGGGAUCUAAUCAAGAUACUUGAGCAAGCAGAAAACAUGAGUGAGAAGCUCACUCCACUGAAGUUAAUUGAUGCUUGGUCUGGAAAAGGUUUAUCAAAACUCAGGGUGGCUGAAGUAACUCCACCAAAGCUCCCUCGAGAAGAACUGGAGAGAAUUAUUGCCCAUUUACUGCUGCAGCAGUAUCUGAGGGAAGACUUCAGCUUCACGGCAUUUGCUACAAUAUCCUACCUGAAGAUAGGACCAAAAGCAAGUCUGUUGAAAAAUGAGGCACACAUCAUCACAAUACAAGGGACAGCCAGCAAGAAAAGCGUUUACCGGAACAAACCAUCCGAGUCUUCAAAUUCAGAAGGAAGCAGUGAAAAUGCUCAGACUGUUCCAAAGACUACCCAAGAUUCAGCGGUGAAGAAGUCACAAGAACGUAAGCGGCAUAACUGUGGAACUAACUUAAAAGCAAAGAAGCCUAAGCUUCAAGCAGGGGGAGCUGACCAACCUGUAGAACUUGACUGAGUAACACAGACUGCAUUUAGGAUCUCAUUAUGAUGUUUACCUCUCCAUGGACAGUCCAGCAUGUAAGCUCACUUUGUAUUUUAGUAACCGAGUUUUGUAUAUGAUUUUUUUAAAAAUAAUUUAAGUUAGAAAAAGGGAACCAAGUAUCUUUAAAAUCCUCAAAUCUAGCAAAGAUCUUCUGGUCAAGAGAAGAAUGCUUGAUAUCAAAUAACAGGUGUGUAUCUUACAAUACAGUGACAACUAUAAUAUAUAAAUAUUGAUCAUGUUGCCUUUCUUAACUCUUCAGAAAAUGUAGCUGGUAAUAACAACUAUAGUAAAUGUUGCAGAAUCACACAUGUUAGAAGGGGACUUCAGCUUGUCCAACGCAACUUCACUGCUCAAAUUCAGUUCUCUAAGAACAGCGUGCUCUGGGCUACAUCUCACUGAGUUUCGUUGCUCCCCCAGGACAGAGAUAUCACAACCCUUCUCAGCACUUGUUGUGGUGUUUUACCAGCUCAUAACAACGACAAAUAAAAAACAAAAACGGAAAUUUCUUAGAGCUUUUAUUUCCUAUUGUGACUUGUCUCUUGCCUCAUGUCCUACCUCUUACUGUGCUCAAGCUGGACCUCAUACUGUGCUCUACCAGGAGACAGUUAAAGACAAGAUGACAACACUCCCAUGCCAUCCAGCCUUUUUCUUAAUGUGGAACAAAUCCAGUUAUCUUCAAGCCACAAGAAAGUUUAGAAGCAUUUUGCUGGACUCAGUAUAUUGCAUCAGUUUCUUUAACAAGGAAGUCUAAAAAUGAACCCAGAACUCCAGCUAUCGUAUCACAAAGGAUUGUACUGAUCCUCUCUGUUCUGCAGCUACUGUUAAAGAACUACACCCUGUAUUUAUUGGAAGAUUACUGCUUUGUUUCAAAGUUUUUAAGAGCUUCAGUAAGCAUGUAAACUAGAAUGUUCGCUUAGAGAUAAUGACUGAGAAGUCGAAUCAUAGAAUCCAGAAUUGUUUGAGUUGGAAGGGACCCUUUUAAAGUAGUUCAACUCCCCUGCACUGAACAGAGACAGCUCCACCUCAAUCAAGUUGCUCAGAGUCUGUUCCAGCCUGACCUUGAAUGUCUCCAGGGCAAGGACAUCCACCACCUCUCUGAACAACCUGUUGAGUCCUUCACCACCAUUACUGUGGGGGGGGAAGAAUAAAAAACACCAAAAAGCUUCUUCCUUUCAUCUAAUCUAAAUCUCCUGUCUUUUAGUUUGAAACCAUUUCCCCUUGUCCUGUUCCAACAGAUCUUGCUAAAGAGUCUGUCCCUUUUUUUCUUAUAACCCCCCUUUAGAGGCCUUUCGGUAUCUAUCAGUCUCUCCUAAGCCUUCUCUUCCCCAGGCUGAAUAGCCCCAUCUCUUUCUGCCUGACCUCAUGGGGGAGGCAUUCCAUCCCUUGGAUCGUUUUUGUGGCCCCUUCCUCGACAAACCCCUACAGGUUUAUGUUCUGUAAUGAGAACUCCACAUCUAGAAUCAAUAUUGCAGCUGAGGUCUCACCAAUGCAGGGGGGCAGAAUCACUUCCCUCACCCUGCUGGCCAUGAUUCUUAUGAUGCAGCCCAGGAUACAGCUGGCUUUCUGGGCUGUGAGGGCACAUUGCUAGCUCAUGCCCAUCUCAGCAUCUGCCAGAGCCUCCACUCUAUCCUCACAUCCCCCAGCCUGUACUGGUGGCAGAGGUUACCACAACUCAGGUGCAACAGCUUGUAAUUGGAUUUGUUGAACCUCAUGAGGAUCACCUGGGCCCACUGCUUGAGUUUCUCAGAAUGGCAUCCCAUCCCUCAGGCAUGUCAACUGCACCUCACAGCUUGGUGUCAUCUACAAACUUGCUGAGCAUGCACUUGAUGCCCCUGCUGAUGACACUGAGAAGAUGUUAAAAAGAACCAGCCUCAGCACAGACCCCUGCAGGACACCACUCAUCAUCCAGCUCCAUCUGGACACUGAGCCACUGACCACCACUCUCUGGGUACAAUCUCAGAACCAGUUCCUCACCCGUCAAAUUCUUUCCAAGUUGGAAAGAAGGAUGUUUUGGAGGACCUUGUCAAAGGCCUUACUGCAGUCCAGACAGAUGACACCACUGGCUCUUUCCUUGUCCACUGAGUCAGUUACGCCACCAGAAAAAGCCAUAAGGGUGCUCAGGCA